CUGAUCCAUUGAAAAGUUUAAACAGUAGCCAAGUGAAAAUAUCCCGUGCAAAUAACCCAUCCUCAGCUUACCAGUCAUUUUCCUAACCAUGCGUGCGCGCACCCGCCAAAUGUACGAGCGCAUAACCGUUUGUUGACUGAGCCGGCAUUUGAAUUUUUGCCUGCCACAUUCCCACACGACCACGCCCACUUCUUCCUUAUUCUGUGGUUUGGAAAAAGUUUUUCAGACUCUUUUCCGAGAUCUAUCACCGCCGCAGCUGUUGCUAUAAACAUAAACAAUUUGCUCUAAAGCAAUUUUCCGCCGGCGGAAUUGCUUGUGCUGUAGAAUACAUACAUAUCGUAUAUGCUACAGUGGAUGUGUGCGCGCGCCUAUACAUCCAUGAACGUUCUGCUGACAUUAACAAAACACGCAUUCGUCUUCUUAAAUAUCUGAUCUUUCGUCACUACAGCUGCGCGAAGUAUGGCCUUGCACUUCAUGGCAGAUGAUUAAUAGUUUAUAAACAAAUUUUAACAACUGUCUCGCUGCUCUCUUGCUGCACAAUUGGAAGCCGACUGUAAUUCUGGGUCUGUAUAAUCAAGAGUUUGAAAGAUGAUUAAUUUAUCAAAGUUGGCCUUUUAAUAUUGACAAUGCCGGGAAGAAUCUUCCGGUUGUGUGGACGAAAAAACCCCCUCAUUAUCCACAGUGUGUGUUGUAUCGGACGCGCGGGAAUAAGUUCCACGGAAGGAGGACGCUUCUGUUAAAAGCCUGAACAUUGUCUGUGGUCAUGAACACAAUAUUCAUCGUGAUAUUUGCUUAUUUAUUCCCGGUGUCUUCUCCACUUUUUACCAUUACGCGCGUACCUGUGCAGCCCGAUCGACCAGCUUUUAGCGACGUUCCGCGUGAUAUCCGGUAAACUUUAUGGAGAACCGGAUUUCCAACUUCUCGCACGAUGUUUUGGUAUCAAAUAACCAGGCCGUUCCUACUAGUGCGAAUCAUUCCCUGCUCGUCCAAGUGCCGAUCGCCGUAAUCUUAGCCAUCUUUAUUUUGAUCGCUAUCACCGGAAAUAUUUUAGUUUGCAUUGCCAUCUGCACGGAUCGAAACCUAAGACAUAUAGGAAAUACGUUUGUUGCAUCUCUUGCCAUUGCUGAUUUACUGGUUGGAAUAAUUGUAAUGCCUAUGGCGCUCUUCAACGAUCUGCUUGGAUACUGGAGUUUACCGCAAUUCUUGUGUGGAAUCUGGGUCUCCUUUGACAUAAUGGGAUCGACUGCCUCGAUACUGAACCUGUGCGCUAUCAGUUUGGAUCGUUAUAUCCACAUAAAAGAUCCACUCCACUACAGCGCCACCGUAACGCCGCGGGUCGUCAUUCCCUCUGUGAUUCUGAUCUGGUUUCUUUCGACAUUAAUAUCCUUUGUCCCGCUGAAUCUGGGAUGGCAUAAACCAUUGCAACAAGCCGACACGGCGCUGAGCGCGUCGGAUAUGCGCUCCAAUGUAACGGAAAUUCUCAUCUACAUGCAGUCACUGGCGGCCAGUAAUAACGACAGCCGCGUUGACAACGGUAUCGUGCAGCCGUUGGCGGUCGUUGACGGCAGUGAUGCCUUCUUCCAGUGCAAUCUGGAGAUCAACCCCAUGUACGCGCUGACCAGUUCCAUUAUCAGUUUUUAUUUUCGUCUGAUUAUGCUCUUCAUCUAUCUGCGGCUGUAUUUUGAAGCGCGCCGACACGUGAAGAGUGUCAAAGAGAUGGCACAUAUUGUGUAUUACAACAACUGCAAUACCACGGCAUCCAACAAUCAGCUGCAGGCCACCACGGCCGGACUAUCCAGUCGGAAUAAUCGCGGGAGUAAUGGCUCCCGACAGCGCACCAUAUCCGAUGCUGUGGCUAAUGCUCAAAAUCGUAUGAUCUCCGAACAUAAAGCAGCGGUAACACUGGGCAUCAUCGUUAGUGUUUUCCUGAUUUGUUUGGCCCCGUUUUUCGCCAUAAACAUCAUACACGCCAACUGUCAGUGUAUUCCGAUGAUGACCUUCAAAGCCCUAACCUGGUUAGGAUACUGUAAUUCUGCUUUUAAUCCCAUUAUUUAUUCAAUUUUCAACCAAGACUUUCGCAAAGCGUUCCGGAAACUGCUGCAGUUCCACAAAUGUUGUACGAGUCCAAUGGAUUCAACGUCGAGGGAUCAGGCAUUUUCGUACGCGAGUGGUAACUCAGCACCGGUUACGCCGACCGUCCGAUCGCGCAUGAACCGUGACCAACAAGACUUAUAACUGCUGCUGUAAAUGUUUAUAUUUAUUUGCACUCUGUAGCAUUGUCACUGAUAAAACAGUUUACUUGUGUUUGUUGUUCUGUUUAAGAAGUAUUGCUUGUCUUUCGUUGUUAAUACGUCUUCGCCAUUCUAAUUUCAAAGUGAACACCUGCUCUGUACUCCAACAUUGUGCUAAUCGUUGAUAUGAUUAAUAUCGCUAGCGUUUACAAACCAUUCAUGGAAUACGAUAGAA
This is a messenger RNA of Paramacrobiotus metropolitanus, 2466 nucleotides long. RefSeq names its product dopamine receptor 1-like. Gene Ontology annotation, biological process: adenylate cyclase-activating adrenergic receptor signaling pathway. NCBI's taxonomy places the organism in Eukaryota, Metazoa, Tardigrada, Eutardigrada, Parachela, Macrobiotidae. The record is from RefSeq and is a predicted model, not a curated record. Gene Ontology annotation, molecular function: G protein-coupled receptor activity. Gene Ontology annotation, cellular component: membrane.